Brugia pahangi is the source of this 804-nucleotide messenger RNA. The record is from the annotation of a GenBank genome assembly. NCBI's taxonomy places the organism in Eukaryota, Metazoa, Nematoda, Chromadorea, Rhabditida, Onchocercidae.
AUGGCGCAUGCUGAAGCGUACGGUCCAAAUCUGCCAACAUUUGCAGAUUUGAAGAACCAUCUGCGCAAGGAGCCGCUUUACUUCCAGGUAUUGGAAGGAUACCUGCAAAAUACGGCCAAACUGAUUGAGGAUUUGAGGGAGAAGUUGGACAAUGAAACGAAUGAAGUUUCAACGGCAGACUUGAGAAUCCGCCCAAGUCCUCCGCCAUCUCGGGAACAGAUAGAAACGUUCCAUCAAUCCGGGGAAUCCAGAGGUGGAGGAGAUGGCGGAGGAGAGGCAAGUACCGCACGAUUAGGAAGGUCUGCGGAAAUUCCAGAACGCAGUGAAGCGGAAAGCAUUCGCGAAAUAGCACUGCGUUCACGGACGAUACGGAUUCCACAACGUGAGGCAAAGCCAGUAGUGCCGGAAUCCUUUCAUGCGCCGGCAGUGGAAGGUUUACCGGCGUGGUACCAACAACUGCUGGUGAGGCCACCGAUUGACCCAUACGUAGUUAUUCGAAAUGCUGAUGGGUCAACCACAAUUGGCUUCUGUCAAAAAUGCGGCCAUUUCGUCGAUAUGCCGCAUGUUCGCUCUGAUGACGAAAUUACAGUCAUGAUGGAGCUACAUGCUUUGGAAUGGUGCCCUAGGGCCACGAAGGCUGUUAUGAAUGACAGAGCUAUUAAACGACGAAGACUUGAGUUGGUGCCUAAUAAUAAUGAAAUCUCUACCCAAGCCGCAACUCAAUCGAUGCACCAAUUCAAGAACCAUUUCUGUCCAAGUUCGCUCCGCUCAAUCAAUUUUCUUCUCCUUGCGCAGGUAACCUAA